ACAUCAAUCAACGCCAGUAUUUUGCUAAAAGCCACGCCUCGCUUAGUCAAUAAAUUUUGAAUAUUGAGUAGUGUACGUGUAACAUCUGUGCGUUAGAAGUAUUUUUGUGCAGUUAAAAUCAGAUCACUACUGAUUUCAAAGAUAAUAAACCUGGUGACGACCAUUUCUCUUGCUGCAAGAAUUGUCAUAGCGGCUUGCACAGAGCUUUCUGCGCUCGCUUGCUACGCAGCGAGGGAAUCACGGGACCCCGAUCCACUGUCGUGCGCGACCACGCCAGUUUAGUGCAGUGUCUGCCAUGUUUGAAGAUUUCUAUGCUGUGGGGCGUGCUUCUUCGUUAAUGGCUCGUAGUAUGGAUCAUUGAAUGAUAUGUUCAACUAGAUUGCGACAUUGAAGAUUGUCUGCAUCGGGGAUAUCAUGGUGUAUGCAUAUCCCAGUUCUAACACCUUCAUUGUGCUGGAAAUGGUGUCAUACAUGGUGUGGGAAGCCUCGAAUUUGCACCUACAAUUUGUAGUAGCUCGAAUGAAGUGAAGUGAAUGUUUAUUUUGAUUAAUUCUGUUAGUAAACAUAUUGUUAGUGAGGAUGUUGUUAAACUCCAGAAGAACAAACGAAUUUUAGAGAGUUAUCGCGCAAUAUUUACUUGUCUGUGGCGGCAGUUCUGUUGAUAUUUUGCUUCCCGUGCUUUUGACCCGAGUGGGCGAGUCCAUUGUAGCCGUCUCGGGGGUGUGUGGAUAACAGAUGGGGUGUUAAGGAUCGAGGCCGAAGAAACCGUAAUCGUUUUACCUUGGAAUUCUCAGAUUAAAGUGUUUGUUAUUCUUCAAAGAUUAAUCAAGAACUGGAAUUAUACCUAUAUUAGGUAAACGCUGCAUGUAACUAACCGUGUUUGAAAGUAACUUUUGUGCUAUAUGGGAGAAUGAUUUUUGCUGCGACUGCUGAUUUCUGUGACAAUUUGGUCGUUCAGACAAACUGAAGCCGUCCUUACAUAGGAUAAAGACCAGUGCCCAUGAGGAAACGAUUAAGUUCUUUAUAAUUGAUUACGUACAAUGAUGAUUGUGAUGGAAUGAUUUACAUAGGCCUACCCCAAGUCAAGUGAGUUAAGUGACUGCACCCAUGUUGGGUUUGUUUACAUUUUAUAUGGAGCUAGGAAUAAUAAUGAUAAUGUGCAGUUUCAUAUUGCCUCAAGUAAUUUUAUGAAUCUAACUUCAAGGUCGGUGAAAUAUUACCUUUCAAAGGUAUAUUUUAUAUUUUCUUGCAUUUUGAUGUGCAGACAGUGCUACAUGGAAAUAACUGAAAUAUAAGCCAAUUUAGAAAGUUUUCCAUAGAGGACUCACCAAGUAGUUUGGUAGUGGGUGACAUUCCGAUUAUAAGGCCUUAGUGUCUGUAGCUCUGAUUGUGAACUGAAAACGUGUUGACUGUAAUUCUGGAUCCAAACCUGCAGUUUGGUGGCAGCGUUCCUCAUGGUUCGAUGGUGCUCUUGAAUGAGGAGGUAUCGCCAGUGGCCACACGGGCAAUGGACAGCUCGGUGGUGGUGCAAGCCAAACGUCCUGAUGCUUGGCAUAAGCACGAACAGUUGAUGUUAAUGGAGAAGCAGAAAGCAAAAGAUUUAUGCAGACGCGCGUGCGCAGACGGAAUCGGAAGAUGACAUCGGGUCCACGGCGCCUUGCCAACGCAGUCGCUUGAGGACUCUUCCGAAUGGGGCGGACAACCGGACCGACACAAAUAAAAAUGAAUGCCGGCGUAGAAGUUGUUGGUUCCGUUUGUGUUUCGAGGACAAUCAUCUUUCCACAGCGGGCUGCAUUGGCUGUUAACUAAAUUCAACUCGGGCACACACCACAUCUGUAGCAAGUUCAUCACGAGCGAGACGGAAUUGUAUGGCACAGAAACACGUUUUCUGCAGGGUGAUUCAGGCCGGGGAGACGGGGCGGCAGCACCAUGCGCCUCUUUAUGGGCGGCUGGUGGCCGAGGAGCAGUUGGCUGCGUCCAUGGCCGCAAGCCAUGCAGGCGCGCAUACCCCAUAACUUCCGUGACCCCGCGACUGCUCCGUUGCGAAAACUCAGCAUCGAUCUUAUCAAAACCUACAAGCACAUCAAUGAGGUGUACUACGCGAAGAAGAAGAGACGUGCACAGCAGACUCAAGGUGAAGACAGCUCACACAAAAAGGAGCGUAAAUUGUACAAUGAUGGGUUUGAUGAUGACAACCAUGACUACAUCAUCAAGAAUGGAGAGAAGUUUCUUGACCGAUAUGAAAUCGACUCCCUUAUUGGCAAGGGCUCCUUUGGUCAGGUUGUUAAAGCAUUUGACCAUGAAGACCAGUGCCAAGUGGCAGUCAAGAUCAUAAAAAACAAGAAGCCAUUCUUGAACCAGGCCCAGAUUGAGGUGAAGCUUCUGGAAAUGAUGAACAGGGCGGACUCCGACAACAAGUAUUACAUAGGUAAAGACAAAAUAGUGAAACUGAAGCGGCACUUCAUGUGGCGUAAUCACCUGUGUCUAGUCUUCGAGUUGCUGUCAUACAACCUGUACGACUUGCUGCGCAACACUAACUUUCGAGGCGUGUCUCUGAACUUGACACGCAAGUUUGCACAGCAGCUAUGCACGGCCUUGCUGUUCCUGUCCACGCCUGAGCUCAACAUUAUCCAUUGUGACCUCAAGCCUGAAAAUAUUCUCUUGUGCAAUCCCAAGAGAUCGGCUAUCAAGAUUGUUGAUUUUGGUAGUUCGUGUCAACUGGGACAGAGAAUAUACCAGUACAUCCAGUCAAGGUUCUACCGGUCACCUGAAGUUCUUCUGGGAAUUCCAUAUGACCUAGCUAUUGACAUGUGGAGCCUGGGAUGCAUCUUGGUGGAAAUGCACACUGGGGAACCCUUGUUCAGCGGGGCAAAUGAGGUGGACCAGAUGAACAAGAUAGUGGAGGUUCUGGGCAUGCCAUCGAAACACAUUCUUGAUCAGGCCCACAAGGCACGGAAGUACUUUGAUAAGCUGCCUGGUGAUGGUUCUUAUGUGUUGAAGAAAGCGAAAGAUGGGAAAAAGUACAAGUUACCGGGUACUCGGAGACUUCAUGACAUAUUAGGUGUGGAAAGUGGGGGCCCGGGUGGGCGGCGACUAGGUGAGCCAGGUCAUGCUGUCUCGGACUACCUCAAGUUCAAGGAUCUGAUACUUCGGAUGUUGGACUUUGAUCCCAAGACUCGAAUUACACCUUAUUAUGCACUUCAGCACAACUUUUUUAAGAGGACAGCAGAUGAAGGCACCAAUACGAAUAGCAGUGCGAGUAGUGGUAGCACGAGCACCAGUCCUGCUGUAGCCGCCCUUGUUGACCCUGGUAGUCCUGGGGGAGCUGGAAAUGGAAAUGCACAAAUGGUGUUGGUGAGCUCAGUGUCUGGGAGUUACUCUCGGUCUGACCCCCUAGUGGUUUUGCCUGGGAGUGGGCACCAUCAUGGCAGUUCAGGCACGGGAGUGCCUUACAGCAACUACACACAGAGUACUACAACACAGACAGCAAUGGAGUGCGAGAGUUUCCCCUCAUCAGUCACCACCAACUCAGCAGUGGCUCCCCCACCGCGCCCUACACAUUUUCACCAUGGACAUGCACACCAUCGUACCUCUCGUUAUCAGCAGCAGCGUUCUGGGGGUCUCCUUCCUUCAUAUGCCCCUUCGUCCUUGCCUCUGGAACUAGCUGGUCAUCAACCAGGGAUAGAUCAUGCAGUAGGAGGCUUUAUGCCACCUGGACCUAGCUUGGACUGCACUCAAACUGGUAGCCUCAACCUUCCCCUUGUGUCAGCAACAGGGGGCUUCUACCCUGCUGCUGCCACAUCUUAUGGUGCACCUUCAAACCCCAUGGGCUACAACUUUGCAACAGUGAUGCCAGGGGGGACUGGAAGUAGCCUCGCAGACUCGGCGACAAGCAAAUUGGGUCGGCAAGGUUCAAGCGGGGGCCCUGGCCCCACAGGGCAGAGCAACAGUGACAGGGAGGACAGUCCUAUGGUUGGGGUCUGUGUACAGCAAAGUCCUGUUGCCAGUCAUUAACAGUGACUGGAGGUCUAGGUUCGCACGCUUGCUUGCUUGCUUGCAUAACUCUUUACUAGGGAUGGAAGCAAAAUGGGCCAUAAACGUUGUUUGUUAUCAAGUGUUUUAGGGAAAUGAACAAACUGGAGUUGUGAUGUUCCGCAGAUGCAGCAGUAAUGGUGAUGUGUGAUCUUAUUUAAGGCAAGUGUACAGUAUCACGAAUUGUUUACUCAAUAAUUUUGUACUUGGGGUCUGUCUGUGUGUGUUUUUUAAAGCUAUUAAAACAAAAAGAAAAAAGAAAGAAAAUGAGAGAAGUUAUGGCUGGUUUUAUUAAAACUUCUUUGAAUUUAAAGUGGUUAUAGUCAUGAUACUGGGCAGUUUCUGUUUUUCUUUCUUUUUUUUUUAAUUCUGAAUAUUUUCAAAUGCAUGCUCAGAAACACAUUUUCUGAAGGGAAUUGUAUUUGCUUGACAUGCCAUUCUCAGUUAUUUGAUAAUGACAGACCAGAAGAUAAACAUAGGUGCCUGCUAAUGGGCAUUGAUUUGACAUAGGUUUUCUGGCCUGCAGUUUUGGUUUUAAUAUUUGGAUACUCAAAUUGGGUUACGCAAGCAUAAUACUAAAAUAUCACUUUAUGGCUGGCGUGCGAAACAUUAUGAUGGACUCUGCGUUAAUUCUCGAAAAGGCUGUAUAUUUUUUUUAAUCAUCGGCUGUCAAUAUUUCUGUCUGUCAACUCCUACUAUAAGUAUACCCCUACAUUAAAAUCUUCUAAAGGAUUCAAGAAAUAAACAUGUUUUUAUUUGUGUAUAAACUAUAACAAUUUCACAUUCGAACAAAAGAAAAAAGUUUUGAAGUCUGAAGAGUGCUAAGAUUAUUUUUAAUCAUACUGCACUACUGGUAAUGCAGAAUAUGUGUUCAUUCGGAUACUUGGUUAGUAAGUAAAAUAAAAGCAGAAAGCAAGAAAUCCAGAAUGUGGGUAAGGGUAGGAAUUAUUGCAAUUAAAGAACAAAAGGCUUGCCUUCAUUUUAUAUUUUUCAAAUCUAUUUAACUGCCUGCCUUUGUCUUCAUUUGUAUUUGCUUAUCCUUUCAAACAGUUUCUGAUGCCACAUGAAUGGGAAAUACUCUGCCAAGUCAAGAUAAAUGUUAAUUUGAAAUAAAAACAGACUUGCAUCAAAUUGUAUGGCUAAAUUGUUGUGUUGUGUAUAAAUAAAAAAAUAGGUCCUAGAAUCUUGGAAACUUCAUAAAUACAAAAUAUUGUACAUGGAAUUUACAUAAUGCAGUUGUUUGAAAACAAACGUAUACAAGUUUUAACACAUUGCAAUCAUGUACUGAAAUUUUUAUUUUAAAUGUAAGAAUAAAUUAAUUUUUGGAAAUGGA
Molecule: messenger RNA, 5365 nt
Organism: Zootermopsis nevadensis
Lineage: Eukaryota; Metazoa; Arthropoda; Insecta; Blattodea; Termopsidae
Source: RefSeq, a predicted model, not a curated record